Molecule: messenger RNA, 372 nt
Organism: Penicillium oxalicum
Lineage: Eukaryota; Fungi; Ascomycota; Eurotiomycetes; Eurotiales; Aspergillaceae
Product: putative ssDNA binding protein Ssb3
Exons: 3
Coding region: 1-372 (123 amino acids)
Biological process (GO): DNA replication; double-strand break repair via homologous recombination; mismatch repair
Cellular component (GO): nucleus; DNA replication factor A complex; site of double-strand break
Molecular function (GO): single-stranded DNA binding; damaged DNA binding
Source: RefSeq, a predicted model, not a curated record
AUGUCUCUUCAAACCCCACGCAUUCUCCCAAGCCAUCUUAAUGCUUUCCACCCCUCCAGCUCCGGCCCACGCUCAACACAUACAGUUCGUAUCCUCGGCACUGUGUCUGGACUUCGCGGCGACCAAGCAACGCUUACAUGCGGUAACAAUGGUGACGUGACGCUUCUCUUGAAGCCGGAUUCACACCUCCAGAUGGGAAAACUUGUCGAGGUCGUCGGAAAGGUGACCGACUUGGAAGGUGGCCAGGGGCUGGGCAUUCGAGUAUUGGGCACAACAGACUGGGGCAAUCCCUCUGACUGUGACUACAAGAUCUAUGAGCAAGUUGUGGAGGCCACGCACCGCUUCAAAUCUAUUUUCUACGAUGGCGAAUAA